AUGGGGGCGAACAAAAAUGACGCUAUUAACUUUAGUGGAGAUCAGAGUCGGCUGUGCGAAUUGGAAUUGGGAGAUUUGGUACGCUCACAGGGGAUGAGAACAGCUGUAGGAAAUGGAAGAAGAGUUUCAGGAACUGCUCAACUCAAGGUUGGUGUUAAGGGAUCACACGGCCUGUCACUUGAACGCAAAGUAGUUUGGGAGGUUGGUCCUUCUCUCCGGCGAUGA
This is a messenger RNA of Protopolystoma xenopodis, 225 nucleotides long. NCBI's taxonomy places the organism in Eukaryota, Metazoa, Platyhelminthes, Monogenea, Polystomatidea, Polystomatidae. The record is from the annotation of a GenBank genome assembly.